Messenger RNA from Manihot esculenta (cassava), 2744 nucleotides. Its product is annotated as phosphatidylinositol/phosphatidylcholine transfer protein SFH9. Bases 462 to 2282 code for a protein of 606 amino acids. The record is from RefSeq and is a predicted model, not a curated record. The transcript is spliced from 15 exons. NCBI's taxonomy places the organism in Eukaryota, Viridiplantae, Streptophyta, Magnoliopsida, Malpighiales, Euphorbiaceae.
CUCUCGUUCCCGCUGCCUGAAAGCAACCACUGCAGCUGCCUACCUGAGCUCCCGCAUCGUAUCUUGUUAGUUACAAAUAUUCUAUAUUCCAUCCUAGAGAGAGAAACAAACAAAAGAGUUUAACUUCAUCAGAGGCACCUAGACAGAGAAAAAGCAUACAGCAUCUAAUAGGGCAAAAAAAAAAAAACCUCCGUAAACUCAAAGCAAUUUCAUUUCAGAGAGAGAGAGAGAGAGAGAGAGAGAGAGAGGAGGAGAAAAUGCAUUUUCUAUAUAUGUGUGUAUAGAAGGAGGAAUUCUGAAUCCUAAAUCGUCGUGAAUGCGAAUUUUGCUCUGGAAAGAUUUGAGCUGAAUUGCGGCUAUAUUGGACGUAAACGAGAAUGCCAGGUAAAAGUUCAUGCGUUGGCUAUGUGAAGCAUGAGCUAAGCGAAAUGUGAUUUGCGAGUCGGUGAAAAGAGUUUGAUAUGAUUGUAGGCGAGACGAUUUCAGUUCAGGAGAAUGAAAGGGCUGAAGGUGUGGAUGUGGAGACUUUUGAGGAAGAGAAACGAAGAACUAGGAGCAGAUCUCUGAAGAAAAAGGCAGUGAGUGCAUCUACGAGGCUCACUCACAGUCUCCGGAAGCGCGGGAAGCGGGUAGCUGAUUGCCGAUACGCGGCGAUUUCGAUUAAUGAUGUCCGAGACGCGGAGGAGGAAGCGGCCGUGAACGCGUUUCGCCAGGCAUUGAUUGCAAAAGACCUGCUUCCGUCUCGCCUUGACGAUUACCACACUUUAUUGAGGUUUCUAAAGGCUCGAAAGUUUGAUCUUGAUAAAACUCUCUUGAUGUGGUCAGAAAUGCUCAAGUGGAGGAAAGAGCAGAGAAUCGAUUCUAUCAUACAGGAUUUUAUAUAUGAUGAAUAUGAAGAAGUUCAGCAAUAUUAUCCUCAUGGUUUUCAUGGUGUAGACAAAGAGGGUCGGCCUGUUUAUAUAGAAAGACUUGGAAAAAUUGAACCUAGCAAGCUAAUGGGUGUCACCACAGUGGAUCGGUUUUUAAAAUAUCAUAUUCAGGGGUUUGAGAAGACUUUUGCUGAGAAAUUUCCUGCAUGUUCUAUUGCAGCCAAGAGGCACAUAGAUUCUACAAUAACAAUAUUGGAUGUGCAUGGCCUGAAUUGGAUGAGUUUUGGAAAGGUCGCACAUGAUCUUGUUAUGCGUAUGCAGAAAAUUGAUGGUGACAACUAUCCUGAGACAUUACAUCAGAUGUUCAUUGUAAAUGCUGGUAGUGGAUUCAAACUGCUAUGGAACACAGCAAAGGGCUUUCUUGACCCAAGGACUACAGCAAAGAUAAAUGUUUUAGGCAAUAAAUUCCAAAAUAAGUUAUUAGAAGUUAUAGACUCAAGCCAAUUGCCAGAAUUCCUUGGUGGAUCUUGUUCAUGCCCCAAUGAAGGCGGUUGUCUUAGAUCUGACAAGGGCCCCUGGAAUGAUCCAGAAAUAAUGAAACUGGUACAUGCUGGAGAAGCAAUAUACUUGAGGAAAAUGAAGAGUUUCUCUGAUGAAGAUGAUUUAGAAAUUAAGUCAUUUCCCUCUAGGGUUUCCAGAAGUGAAAUAUAUUCUGCUAAUUUAGGCUUAGAUGUAAGGCCAAAUACAUCAGGCUUCAUUCAAGAAAUGCCAAAUACAUCAGGCUUCAUUCAAGAAAUGCCACUUUCUGAGGAAGGAAGGAUGGUUGAUCAUGCUUCUAUCUGCAGCCUGGUUGAUAGUCCAGCAAGAGUUGAAGAUUCUAGUUCAACAAAUGAUUCAACAAAUAAUGUCGGCACAACAAUGGUGCAGAAGAAGUUCAUUCCCCAUAUAACAAGUUUUAUUCACUUCAUGCUCAAAUUGUUAGCAUGGAUAUAUCUUCUCCUGCCAGCAGUGGGGAGAAUUUUUGCAUCCCGACAUGCAGACAGACAAUUACCUAACCAACAAAAUCCACCAGUAGAAGAUUCAAUUUCUCAAGAGCAACAUAUUUCACAGGAUAUAAAAGAGGACUCGCUCCAUCCAUGCUGGCAGAGGCUGAAAAAUUUAGAAACAAUGGUAGAUGAGCUGGUCAAUAAACCUACCAAAAUUCCUCCUGAGAAAGAGGACAUGCUUCUUGAAUCAUUGAGUAGGAUUAGAUCUAUAGAGCAUGAUCUACAGAAGACUAAGAAAGCUCUGCUUGCAACUGCAUCAAAACAGAUAGAGCUUGCUGAGUCGCUGGAAAAUCUUAAAGUGAGCGCCUUAGCUGGAGUGAACUCCUGUUGGAGAAGAAAAUUCAUAACUUUUCCUCCUGAAAGAUGAGAUGCAUUUCUUUGAAACACAAGUUUGUUGAUGUUGUUAUUGCGCAACGCUUUGUGAUUCUCCAGAAUUAAGUCUUUACCACAUGAUGUGCUCAGCAAAUUCAAAGGGAUUAGCCAUUCUAGGUUCUUAGCCUGCAAAGUUAAAGAAUGCCUCCCUCUGCGUGUGGCCAUGGAUUUCAAGAUAUUUCAGAUAAGUGUGGAAGUGAUACGAUAGCCGUACCAUAUUCUUCAUGAUAUUCAGAAACAGUAUCUCAUUUCAGAAAAGAGCUUUACUACAAAAAUUUUUGCACUGGUCAAUUUUAAUGCAACUCCAUUGUUUCAUCAUUAUUUUGUGCAAUGGCGUGGACAUCCAUAAGUGUACGUGUCAUCUAAUGAUGGUCGUAAUUUUAUUUUUAAUCUGUAUUUCAAUUGUGGAAAGGGUUGGGAUCUAGCAAAUAGGCAUAGGCCUUCCUUUUUAUCCUUC